Molecule: messenger RNA, 1796 nt
Organism: Trifolium pratense (red clover)
Lineage: Eukaryota; Viridiplantae; Streptophyta; Magnoliopsida; Fabales; Fabaceae
Product: transcription factor bHLH48-like
Exons: 7
Coding region: 303-1385 (360 amino acids)
Biological process (GO): regulation of DNA-templated transcription
Cellular component (GO): nucleus
Molecular function (GO): protein dimerization activity; DNA-binding transcription factor activity
Source: RefSeq, a predicted model, not a curated record
CCGUAGAGUCGUAGACGCAGUAACGUUACUUUCGCAGUACUUCAAAUCCCUCUCAAGCAAUCUCAUCUCAUCUCAUCUCAUCUCAUCUCAUUCACACACAAACCAAACACUUCAAUUCACCGCCAUUACAUUAAAACCCACUCUCCAAUUUCUUUUCUUAUAAUAAAAAUAAAAAAUCACUCUCUUCAAUAAUUCUUUCCCUCCACAAUUUCCCUCCCUCUCCAAUUUUCCACCCAUUUUCCAUCCAAUUUCAAAACUCCUCAAAUUCAACACAAUUUCAUUUUCUUUUCUUUCUUUCGACAAUGGAACAACAACCUACUGGAACCAUUCACGCACUCGAUUCCGUUCAAUUUAACGAAGAAAUCCAAGGAAUUAUGAUUCCAGCACCGGCACCGGAAAACGCAAGCUCAUUCACAGCACUACUUGAGCUUCCACCGACUCAGGCCGUAGAGCUACUUCAUUUACCGGAUUGCGACGGAACUGAUUCCGGAAGAUUAUCUUGUUGCCACGUCAGCGUGAAUCAGAAACCCUAUCUUCAGAAUUCUUCCAACGGUAAUUUGACUUUUCCUACUAACGCUGCGUUAAUUGAACGCGCUGCGAAAUUCUCAGUGUUUGCUGGAGAGAAUACUUCACCGGGAGAGGUGCGGUUGUUUCCGGCGGUGUCUGGACUGAAUUUAGAAAGUGUGAAGAAUGAGCCACAAGAGACAGAUUCGAAUCCUUGUUCGACUCAAGAGUGUGUUUCGGAUCCUGCUGUUGAGAAUAAGAAUCAGAGAAACGUGAAGAGAAAAGAGCGGGAGAAGAAGGCUAAACCGUCGUCAAAGAAGAGCAAAAGCGUCGCCGAUGAAACCUCCGGCGACGGUGAGAAGCUUCCGUACGUCCAUGUUCGCGUUCGACGGGGUCAAGCUACUGAUAGUCAUAGCUUAGCAGAACGAGCUAGGAGAGAGAAGAUUAAUGCUCGUAUGAAGCUUUUACAAGAGCUGGUCCCAGGCUGCGACAAGAUAUCUGGAACAGCAUUGGUUCUGGAUGAAAUCAUCAACCAUGUUCAAACUCUACAACGUCAAGUGGAGAUCUUAUCAAUGAAACUGGCAGCAGUUAACCCAAGAAUUGAUUUCAACUUAGACAGGUUAUUGGCCUCUGAUGGGUCAUCUUUAAUGGACAGUAAUUUACCUAGCAUGGUUACGCCUCUCAUGUGGCCAGAAAUCCCACUCAACAUUAACAGACCGCAUUAUCAACAGCAAUGGCAAUUAGAUGCAUUCCAUCAACCACUUUGGGGAAGGGAAGAAGACAACCAUCAUUUCAUGACUCCGGAAAACUCACUUUUGAGUUAUGACUCCCCGGCUAAUUCAGCAUCUUUGCACUCAAAUCAAUUGAAGAUGGAGCUCUGAAAGCUUACAGAAGUUGUCGUACCGGUAGCUAUUAGCCUAGAGUGUACAUAUCAAAUAUAUUAUCGCAGUUAGCAAUGUUUUGAGUUGAGCGGUAUCAACAUUCAGCAGGUUUUCAAUGUCUUCUAUUUGCAAGAGUCAUUUGGAAACCUGGAGUUUCUUCGGCCAAAAAGGAAGAAGAUUUGGUAUGCUAUUCUUAUAUAGUAUUAUUAUCACUAUGUAUACUAACUAUAGGGGUCAUUCAAUCUAUAAUGUGAUUGAAUCAAGAUUGUAAAAUCAUAUAACAUACUAUGAACUAUCAUGGGAGUGAGUUGCUUGUUCAUUGAAUGCUACUUAGAUGAUUGACUCGUUAUUAGGGGUUCCCUUAGCAAACUACUUUAAUUUUGGAAUUGAAUGCAGUAUUUCUUUCUUUUC